CGCGACGUCAACUCCUUCACUCUCCUCGACGUCCUCGGCUUCGGCGCUAUGGGCAAGGUGCGGCUCGUGCGUCACAAGAGGACCGGCCUGCACUUCGCGCUCAAGGCGGUGGCGAAGGAUACGGUGACGCACCGCGGGACUCGCGCGGCGAGGCUCGUCAUCGCCGAGAGGGACGCCCUCUCAGCGCUCGAGCGGUCGCCCCACGAUCGCGUCGCCAGGAUGUUCGCCCACUUUCAGGACGCGACGUCGCUGUACAUCCUCCUCGAGUACGUCCCGGGCGGCGAGCUUCGAUCGAAGAUGCGCCGUCACGGACGUUUCAGCGAACAAGUCACCAGGUUCUUCGUCGCAGCCAUCGCGACGGCCAUCGAUCACCUCCACGCCGUCGUCGGCGUCGCGCACAGGGAUCUCAAACCGGAGAACGUGCUGCUGGACAACAGGGGGUACCCCAAGCUAUGCGACCUCGGCUCGUGCGCGCGUCUGGGUGGGCGAUCGUACUCGGCGGUGGGCACCCCCGAGUACCUCGCGCCCGAGGUGAUCGACCCGGCGGCGGGGAGGCUCGAUCUCUCCCCAACCUCGCGUACCUCGGGGUACGACGCGCGCGCGGUGGACUGGUGGGCGCUCGGGGUGUUGGCGUUCGAGAUGACGCACGGUAGGCCGCCGUUUCGGGCGAGAAACGUCCACGCGCUAUACCGCGCCAUCGCGGCUGGCGACGUGAAGUAUUCGAAAAGAUGUACCGCCGACUUCAUCGACGUCGUCGGCCGACGCGGGUUCAUGGCGCGGGAUCCGUCGAAAAGGUUGGGG
Molecule: messenger RNA, 801 nt
Organism: Micromonas commoda
Lineage: Eukaryota; Viridiplantae; Chlorophyta; Mamiellophyceae; Mamiellales; Mamiellaceae
Exons: 2
Biological process (GO): protein phosphorylation
Molecular function (GO): protein serine/threonine kinase activity; ATP binding
Source: RefSeq, a predicted model, not a curated record